Molecule: messenger RNA, 5301 nt
Organism: Tympanuchus pallidicinctus (lesser prairie-chicken)
Lineage: Eukaryota; Metazoa; Chordata; Aves; Galliformes; Phasianidae
Gene: ECHDC1
Product: ethylmalonyl-CoA decarboxylase 1
Exons: 7
Coding region: 308-1210 (300 amino acids)
Biological process (GO): fatty acid beta-oxidation
Cellular component (GO): cytosol
Molecular function (GO): enoyl-CoA hydratase activity
Source: RefSeq, a predicted model, not a curated record
GUUCCCGGUGGGGCCGCAUUCACCGCAGCACCGCCCGCCAGUCCGGCAGAGCGAGGGGAGCGGUGGUGCCGUGUUGUGCCGUGCCGCCGGCAGGGUUUGGUGACUGAAAACCUGCUAGUGGUAAUUUCUAUGCCUGCGGAGCACUGCAUCUGUUCAUCUAGCAAUGUCCAAAGCUCACCAGUGGACUUUGAGCUGUGUGUGGACUUGAAACCUGGGUUCUGACAGUGCUACAUGGAGUCCUUUGCUAACAGAGGCAAAUAGAACAUCUUCACAUCAAGACUUUAGAAAUAUAGCAUCUGCAGAAGAAAUGGCAGUUUUCCUGUGGAAAAACAUAUUUCAUACUACAAAGGGGAGGAUGCUACAGCAGAAAAGGGCAUCUCUGUAUAAUGGUGCUCAUGGCUAUGACGAAGAAUUGAUAAAGAAGAAACUUCAGCAGUUUGCUGGUGGAUCCGUCAACCUUUCCAAAGAGCACAGUGGCAUUGGAAUACUUACCUUGAACAACUCCCGGCUAAUGAAUGCCUUCACAGGCACUAUGAUGCUAGAACUCCAGGAGAGAGUAACUGAACUGGAAAACUGGAAGGAUGGCAAAGGCCUUAUCAUCUGUGGUGCAGGGAACACUUUUUGUUCAGGAUCUGAUUUGAAUGCUGUCAAAGCAAUAUCCAAUUCCCAGGAUGGGAUGAAUAUGUGCAUGUUUAUGCAGAAUAUCUUAACCAGACUCAUGAGGUUGCCAUUGAUCAGCAUUGCACUAGUCCAAGGAAAAGCUCUUGGAGGAGGAGCAGAACUUACCACAGCAUGUGAUUUCAGGUUGAUGACGCCAGGCAGCGAGAUUCGAUUUGUCCAUAAGCACAUGGGCCUGGUGCCAGGCUGGGGAGGAGCCGCCAGGCUGGUGCAAAUUGUUGGCAGUAGAGCUGCCCUCCAGCUGCUGAGCGGGGCUCGUGGGGUGGACCCUGAGAGAGCGCUGCAUCUCGGGCUGUCAGAGGGGACCUUGUCUUCUUCAGAUGAAACUGAAUCACUAGAAGAAGCUCGAGCCUGGCUGAGUCAGUACACAGAGGGUCCAGCUAGUGUGAUUCGAGCUGUGAAAAUGGUGGUCACAGCUGGAAGAGAACUGCCGCUGGAAGCUGCCUUAAGGACAGAGAAGGAUGUUUUUGGAACUGUGUGGGGUGGGCCUGCCAAUUUGGAGGCACUGGCUAGAAGACAAAAGCAUAAGUGAUUGUCAAUAUAUAAUAAAUAUUCUUGAUAUUUUACACACGAAGCUUUCACCAAAGCAGAUAAUAGAUUGAAUUGUUUAGUGCCACUUUAAAGGAACAAGUUCUUCACAUUCCUGUCAUUCAUGUCUGGCAGACAUAUUUGGUGUGCAACCACACAGUAAUCCCCAGAAGAUCCCUUACUGUUUUAAUCACCUACUGAAUGAAGAUUAGUGAAAUUCCUAUGUAAAGGUAAAUACUGUGCUUAGAAUAGAAUCUAAUUAUUUUGGAAUGAAGCUGAAGAUUAUUUUCUUUGGAAUAAUUUUGUUUUUUUCUAACUGGUAUAGAAAUGAAUUGUGUGAGAGAUGAGAGGUUUCUUUAUUUACAGAACAGGUGUGCCCAAAGCUCUAAAAGUUCUAAAACCUUAAAGCAACUUUGAAGCUUUGAUAUCUGGUAAGAGUAUCGUUUUUUCAUCUUCAGUCAGUUCUUGGUAUAAUUGUUCAGAAAGUAUACAAGGAUGUGUUACUUUUUAGGUUUUUGGGUUUGUUUUUUUUUUUUUUAGAGAAAUUGUUCUAACUCACUGAAGGGCUUGUAGACUUUAUUUGCUGUUGUGGAUCCAGAUCUGUAAGUGCGUUUAGGUGUCUACUCACAGCUUUGGAAACCAGCUACCAACAUAUGCAUCUGUGCAUUCUCACAGCAUUGGUCUGUGUUGCUGGGCACAAGCAAAGCUGCUGACAUCAUUUUUCACUUUGAAUCUUCUUGAAAUUUUAGAAGAUUAUGGUGUAUAAUGCUCCCCAAAUACAAUUAUUUUAUUUUUUUUUAGCAAGAUGCUCUCGGUACUUCAGCAUUCAUGGGAGACGUGUCUGGAAGGACUUGUUUUCCUAUUACUGGUAGUACUGUUUGGGCUGUGAGAGACCAGAUCAUUGGAACUCAGUAACCGUGUGUAUGGGAACCGUUUGGUCAUGGCCUGAACCAGUGAUUGAGCACCUGGUGAAGGAACACAGCCAGCCCUGGGAUCACAGGUGGAAGCAAUUCACCAGUGCAACCAGAAGGGGUGAACACAGGGUUUGCCCCUCACUAACCUCAUUUAAGGGCUGGCAUCAAAAGGGAAGCAACUCUACUUGAAGAUCAUCUCCCCUGGUUGUUUCUAGGGAGCCCUGAUCUUUGGAAAAGGGGUAAGCUAUUCAUUCUUUAUUACUGGAUUGUGACUGUUACCUUUCCUGGGUGAUUCGAAACUGCUUAAAGGCAACUGUAUCAACUGCCACUUUUCUUACACCAUACUGGUGUGACUGUGUGAAUUACUAGAUAACUCAGCAGGGAGAGUUUUUCCUUUAGAAAUUAGAAACUGACACAGAGUCCCUGCUUUGGCUGAUGAUUCUUCAUUUAGAGUGCAGCAUCUGUGAAAGCAGAAAUGUACAGGCAUAUCCAUAACUGAGAAUUUCCUAUACAGCUGAUCACCUUGUCUCUCAAUCCAGUGAUGAUGAGGGCUGGACCUGGGACCCACGUACCCCAGGGGAGCAUGUUAAGGAGGAAACUCUGGACUAUUUGGCAUGGAUGUGCAUUCUUGCUCUCACUAAGCAUUACUAACUAGGUGCAUGGUUCAGAGUUCCUUAGGAAAAGGAAGUGAUUCCUUGCAUGAAAAUUCAUGUUAUGAUUUUCACAGUGUGGUAGGAUUACCAAGCUUGAGACAGUGAGGUAACUAUAUGUAGGUUUGAGGAUUUGGGGACAGAUCAGUGACAGAGAAUCAGGCUAAAUGGCCAGCUAAGAUUCUGUAGCUUUUGAGUAUAUGCUACUUUCUGCUGGGUAUUUUAUUAUAUGGCUUUCACAGUGGGGAGUGUAGCAUAAAGCAACCAAAAGAAAUGCUGAAGAAAGGGGUGUGUUUUGAGCUGGCAACUUGCAGAAGAUGAGCAACUUUGGCCUGUUGAUCCCUCCUUUCCGCCUUUGCAUGUUAUACUACUUUCAGAGGAUGAUUUCACACCUCCCUAUCCUAAAAAUAAUGUUUGUGAGUUUUUUACUUCCAGAUUAGAGAUGGGAAUAGGAAUACAGGGAGAGGGUAUUGUCUAUUAUGUGCUUUCCCUCUUCCCCUUUCUUCUCUAGCAGCUCAUUGUUUAAUAGCCCUGUGCUGGUGGGUGUUUUCCUAUACUCUAGAGAGUUUCAACCCCAUGACUUAAGAAAUAAGGAUGCUUUAAUAUAGUAAGGGAAUACUUGAUUCAUUUGUAAUGAAGCUGAUUUGCUUUUCAUGAAGUCUCUCAAUCCCUGAGGGAUUCCAGAUUGCCCAUCUGUCUGUACCUUCAAAGCAUGUUCCGGUCCACGUUCCCUCCUCCUCAUGCCCUAUUCAACUUUGUGAAGCAAUAGCACCUCACGUUGUCAGUCAAAAAAAUGUGCUUUUUUCUAUGGCAAGUAAGUAGGCCUCUGCCACCAACAAUUUGCCAAGUUUGCUGUUGCUAAUAUUGUGAUUUUUUUUAAUUUUUUUUUUUUUUUUAAUAGCUGUGAAUAUUUGAACCUAAUAAAGGCCACUUGUAUCUCUUUUUUUAAAAUCAAAGUGCUAUAAGGCCCCCAGUAGUAUAUUCUGUGAACUGAGUGAUACAAAUUGGGUAGGAAACCGCAGUGGAAAUGCUGCAUCUGUUUAAUGUAUACAGUUUGAACUAGACCUGUGCUGUCAGUAAGUGAAACUAGGUACGUAUGUACAUCUUAUAUGCACAAGAGUCCUCUUUCCAGUUUGAUGUAUAGGCACGGAGCUGCUUGUUUCAGCAAAUGCCUUUCUCCAGCAAUCCCAGUGCUUGUUACUAAGAACUGGACGUGUAAUCAACUGGUGCUAGAACAGCCAAGACGCUGUCAGAAAAGGUUACAGGAAACUCAUUUUUGCCCUCUCAGUUGGAAUCGCAAAUACACCAAACACUACUGUAGGAGAUUCUCGUAAUUAUAGGUGUUUGCUUUGAUCAAAGAUUUGGUGCACAGUCUAAUACUGUAUUAUUCUUCUUCAUUUUAAAAAAUAAGUACAGUCUUUACUAUGAAAACCAGCCUAACUAAAUUACUGUGAGUGCUAUCAUGAGGGCUCCAGACUGAGAUGAAAUGGAAUCCCAUUUUAGAGAUUUCAAACCUAAGUGGUCAAUUUCAGAGCACUUGUCAUCCUGAAGUGCCAAAUACCUGUAACCAGCAGCUAAUAGGCAUUUAUAUUUUCUUUAAAUUUGUUAAAGACUACAUGCUGCUAUUCCUUUAGAAAUGAUCUAAAACUGAACAAGCACCAAAUGCACAAAAUGAAUUAGAAACCCAAUUCAGAAUUGAUUCUCCCUGGUCUCCUAAUUAAAAGGAGUACUAGCUUUUGUAUUUUCUAGGGGCUGAUUUGCCAUCUCUCUCCUCAGCAAACGAGGUUUUCUAUUCCAUUGUGAAAUGCCUGUCUUAUUUCUUCCCUCUGUGUAUUGGGACACUCUUGAGUGCUUAAAGUGCAUGGAUUCUUAGCUGAAAGCUUGAAUACUGUCACGCUGGGGAUCACUUCUAGCAAUAUUGAUACUUCCCCAUAUUUGCUGCUACCCAACCUUUGGCAGGAAUAUACUUACCCAGGUAAGCUUGGUGCUCCCCCUGCUUCAUUAAAGAAAAAUAUAUGCAGUGUAGCUGUAACUCGGCUAAAAUAGAUGCAGAAUAAGUUUACUACUGAAGAUAACAGUUUAAAUAUAAGGUGGGAAUUACUGGUUGCUACUUCUUCCUUGCAUGAUCUGGGAGAGGGUUUGCCACUCUCAUUAGCUGUUAAGCUCCCAUCAACCUUACUUUAAUUUUAGUAAUUCGUAGCUGCAGUCAACCCUAGGGGGGGAGCCAAAAGCAGUACUGAUGGGUGUUUGGCCUGAACAGAAGUCUGUUUCUGCUUUGGUCAAAAACCCUACUGGAUAAUCACUGAUAAAAUUCAUUGUGUAUAUGGGUGUAUAUAUAUAUAUAUAUAUAUUUUUUUUGUACUGAAACUCCUCAAAUUAAGUAUACAGCAGGUCCUGUACUUUGCCUCUUGCUUUAACAGGGCGUGACCUUACCCUAAGUGAAAUGCAUGCAAACACUGGAAGCAUUCUUACUACUUUACAGCACAAAGUUAGACUUUGAUUAGAACUAGUGUAUGGUACUCAAAACAAAA